Molecule: messenger RNA, 1572 nt
Organism: Amaranthus tricolor (Joseph's coat)
Lineage: Eukaryota; Viridiplantae; Streptophyta; Magnoliopsida; Caryophyllales; Amaranthaceae
Exons: 5
Coding region: 1-1572 (523 amino acids)
Source: RefSeq, a predicted model, not a curated record
AUGGUAGUUACUCGAAAUUCUGCACAAGUUGAAGAACCAAUAAUAGCAGAUCCUCAAGGUAUGCCAAGUACACGAGGGAAAAGAAUAAAAAUUGUUGCCUCAAAAAAGAAAAGUGUUCAAGUAGCUGCAAUAGUAGAAGAAAAUCAUGAAGAGGAACAACCUUUCCCGAAAGCAAAAAAAUCUGUUGCUUCCAAAAAGAAACAAGUUCAAGUAGUUGUUGCUGCGGGAAUGGAAGAAGAACCUCGAUUAGCAAUAACUAAACGAGAAAGUGUACAAAUCGUUUCUUCUACAACAAUUCCAAAAAAGAAGAGAGAAGGUCAACUUCAUAUGCUCUCAUCUCCUUCUCAAAUGGUUUCUUUGUGUGAUAAAUUGAAUGAUAAUCAAAGGACUGCUGUGAAAGAAAUUGGUUUUGAAGGAUUGCUUUUGUUGAGAAUUAAGAUGUCUUAUCAUGGUAUGGCUAAGUACUUUAUCAACCAAUACGAUGUCAGUACUUCAGUUUUCAUAGUCAAUCAAAACUGCAAGUACACUAUAACUGAGUAUGAUGUCUGCGAUAUUUUUGGCUUGCCGUUAACUGUUAAUGAUGUUAUCAAACAAACUAAUUCAAAUGAAGAUAUUUCUGAGUAUGAUUUAUUUGAGGAGUCGCAACAAAAACUUGAUUGUGUUGGGACUAAGGAUAUAUCUGCUGAACAACUACUUUCCAAAAUGUUGUUGGACUUAACUGAUGGAGGCGAUGAUUUUAAAAGGUUUUUUGUAAUGUAUGCUUUUAUCACAUUUUUGGCUCCCAAUUCACACCGAACUGUUGAUCAUAGUUUGCUUAAACCAUUAGUUGAUGUUAAGGAGAUAAAAAAUCUUAACUGGUGUGGUUUAGUGUUUGAUAGGUUUAGAAAUGGCUUGGAGAGAUGCCAAACAAAAAAUUUGAAAAACAUUCCUUCAUGUCUAGCCAUAUUAGAAAUUUGCUUUUACCAUCGAGUUAGCUCUCUAGGUAUUUUUCCAUCAUCAAGGUUGCCCUUAAUCCAACAUUGGACUUAUGAGACUUUGAAAAAAAGGGCACAACUUGAGUUGAAGGCUAGAUCCUUUGGACUGGGUGAUUUCGAUGGAGACACAUACCUAGUUUCAAAGAAAUUAAGAAAAAAAACGCAUGAUGAUGAGGUGGAGCUAGAAGAAAAUGGGAUGUAUCUCAAGAUCUCUAUUCCCGAUGGCUUGUUGGCAUCUUCUGAUCAAAAAAUUCAUGAUGCAGCUGGUGAUGAGCUUAUGGCGGAAGUUAGCAAGAUGAAGAGGAACAUGGAAAUUGUUACUCAACAUCAUAUAUCAAGACUGUUGAAGUUAAAGGAAAAAGGCAAUCAAGCACAAGAUGUCGGACAAUCAUCAAACUCUCCAACACUAUCGCAAUGGUAUUCAGACCCAAAAGUGAUGGAGGAGAUUGAUGAGAUUAUGAACAGGAUAAGAGUUGUUAAAAGACGAACAGCUGACAUCGACUUACCAAGCUUUGAUUUGGGAAUAUCAGAUCUCGAGAAAACACCUUCACCAGCACCGAAAUUGAUUGCCAAGAAGAGAGGAAAGAAGAAAAUUUGA